AUGAGCGAGCUCUACAAGGAGGCGGCGGCGCUGCUGCACAAGCUGGAGCUGCGGCAGGGCGGACUCAAGAGCCUGGCGUACGCCGAGUCGACGGUGCACAAGCGCAGCUCGUUCGCGCUCGUGUGCGAGACGCUGCGCUACAAGCCGCUGCUGCGCAAGCUGCUGGCGGCCGUGCCCGAGUGCCACAAGGCGCUCAAGACGCCCAAGACCGCCAAGGAGCCGCCCGCGCUCGUGUUCGUGGCGCUCUACGACCUGCUCUUCGGCCGGCAAAAGAUCCAGGGCGGCGGCUACGUCAAGAAGGCGCUCGUGCAGCACCAGACGGCCUUCCGCGCGGCGCUGGCGCGGUUCAAGAUCAAGCGCAAGGUGGCGUCCAACGAGGCGCUGCUGCCGCCCGAGAACCGUCAGCAGCACCUCGCCCUGCCGCGCUACGUGCGCGUCAACACGCUGCUGGCGUCCCCCGAGGAGGCCGAGGCCUUUACGCGCGAGUACGACGCCAAGCAGGACCGAGAUGUGCGCGAUCUGCUCGUGCUGCCCUCGGGCACGGAGCUGCACGAGCACGAGAUGGUCAAGAGCGGCAAGCUCGUGCUGCAGGACAAGGCCAGUUGCUUCCCGGCCUUCGUGCUGCACGGAGAGCACGCCGACGCCGAGGACAAGCAGGGCGACGUGAUCGACGCGUGCGCCGCGCCCGGCAACAAAACCAGUCACCUGGCCAUGCUGCUGCAGCAGCAGGAUGGAGACGGAGAGGACGGCGCUGAGCCCAAGCGCCACGUGUUCGCAUUCGACCGAUCGCCCAAGCGUCUGGAGCUUCUCAAGCGGCGCAUGCAACUGGCCGGCGCUGCGACGCGCGUGCAGGCCGAGCUGAUGAGCUUUCUCGAGGUCCCCGUGGACGGCGAGAAGUACCGCAACGUGCGGAGUAUCUUGCUCGACCCGUCGUGCUCUGGGUCAGGAAUGACGAAUCGCUUGGAUCACUUGCUGGACAUCGCGAGCUCGCGUGACACGGUACUCGAACCGGAAGAGGGCGCCGAGUACGAAGAAGACACCGCCAAGCGCCUGCAGUCGCUCGCAGACUUCCAGCUGGAGGCUCUGCGCAAGGCGUUCUCGUUCCCGCAGGUGGAGCGCGUGGUGUACUCGACCUGCUCCAUUUUCCAGAAGGAGGACGAGGAAGUUGUUGCUGCGGCCUUGAAAUCGGAGGAAAAUGUCCGCGCGGCUCGGCCGUUUGUGCUGAAGCCUGCUCUGACAUCCUGGCCGCGUCGAGGACUUGAAGUCGCGGGGCUGUCGGCGGAGCAGGCCAAGACGCUUGUUCGGGCAAAUGGUCUGGAGGACUCCACGAAUGGCUUCUUCGUGGCUUACUUUGAGCGGGCUGACAGAGUUGGCGGCGAGGCGGUAGCAGCAGCAAGCGACGAUUCUGACAAGAAAACUGAGGCACCAACGACCGCAUACGUUGAGUCUACUGAAAAGGAGGGACUGGCUGAGACUGCUGCUACUGGUAAGAAGCGCAAGGUGCUGUCUGCUGCUCAAAAGGAGAACCGCAAGCGUCGGAAGCGCGAGAAGCGCAAGAAGAACGGCCAUGCCAAGUCAAACAAACCGAGUAAAGAAGAGGAAGAGGAAGUGGAAGAGGAGGAGGAAUAAAAUGUCUCAUAUUGUUAUAGCGAGUAGGUACGUUCGAGUUGUGUAUAAUUGCAAUGGUUCCUUUGCUUUG
This is a messenger RNA of Phytophthora sojae, 1699 nucleotides long. RefSeq lists its product as hypothetical. Gene Ontology annotation, molecular function: methyltransferase activity; protein binding. Gene Ontology annotation, biological process: rRNA base methylation. The transcript has a single exon. Gene Ontology annotation, cellular component: nucleolus. NCBI's taxonomy places the organism in Eukaryota, Oomycota, Peronosporomycetes, Peronosporales, Peronosporaceae. The record is from RefSeq and is a predicted model, not a curated record. The coding region runs from base 1 to 1629 and encodes 542 amino acids.